Molecule: messenger RNA, 904 nt
Organism: Moneuplotes crassus
Lineage: Eukaryota; Ciliophora; Spirotrichea; Euplotida; Euplotidae
Source: the annotation of a GenBank genome assembly
AUGGAGCAAACCCAAAAAAUUCACAAAAACCUUGAACCCUACACUGAAGAAACUAAGGAUUUGUCCGACCACGAAGGAAAUUUUGAACCUCACUGGAGGAGAUGUGUCCAAGAGAUGAUGAACAGUAUGACAAAAGAGGUCCUGGAAAAGUACUUAGGGAUGCACAAACCAGAGAUUCGUGUGCCUUGCUCUCAAUACUUGGAAUACAGGCUGAUUAAGGUACUUGAAGAUGGAGGAAAGUACCUUGGACAAUGGGAUAAAGAAAUGAAUGAAUGAGAAGGCCAAGGGAUGCUAGUAACACCUAGUGAUGAAGUUUAUCAAGGAUCGUUUUCAAGUGGUGUUCCACAUGGAAAAGGGAUAUAUGUCUUUCCUGAUGAAAGCACUUACCAAGGAGAUGUCAGUAAUGGUGAAUUAAGUGGGAAAGGAGUCUUAAUUCGUAAGGAUGGCAGCCGAUGUGAGGGAGAAUGGUCAAAUGGUAACAUCCAUGGAUUUACUGAACUCACUUUUUCAAAUGGCAAUAAACAGAAAGGCUUCUUCUCAAAUAACAGAAUGCAUGGGUACUGUAAGUUCAUAUCAUCAAACGGUGAUUAUAGAGAAGGAGAGAUGAGUAAUGAUAGCCUUCAUGGGUAUGGAUACGAAAUUUUACAUUCAGGAGACCAAUAUUUUGGAGGUUAUUGGAGUGGCAUGAAGCAUGGGAAAGGUACUGCUAUCAAGCCAGAUGGCCAAAUGUGAGAAGGCGAAUGGAACUGAGACGAGCCUUCAAGAGGCACCUUCACAGACUCCAAAGGAAGAGAGCACAAAUUUAAUGAAGAAAAUAAUGAAGAUAUAUUUAAGAGAUUCUUUAGCUAAUGCUAUGUUUUAAGCCAAAAAUGCUAUUAACAGGGUCGGGAUACCUAAUUUAACA